This is a messenger RNA of Mycosarcoma maydis (corn smut), 2376 nucleotides long. RefSeq lists its product as uncharacterized. The coding region runs from base 1 to 2376 and encodes 791 amino acids. The transcript has a single exon. The record is from RefSeq and is a predicted model, not a curated record. Lineage: Eukaryota; Fungi; Basidiomycota; Ustilaginomycetes; Ustilaginales.
AUGGACUCGAGCCAACCGGAUAGCUCCAAGUCACUCUACAGCGCGGCCAGAAACGACGACGAAACACCCAGUGUCAUGUCAAUACCAAACUCUGAUUUGUCAACUCCCUCUGCUGUCGCUCCACCUAAUGCCUCUCACGUCAUGCAGCUUCAAUCAUCGGCUUUGACGCAAGAGAGCAUGUAUGAUCUUUCAGCGUCCUCACAUCAGAUUGGACAACCGGCAUUGCUGCUGCCCACCUCGUCGUCACCGUUGACUACCCCAUUACCUAUUGCUACGACAUCACAUACACAUUUUUCACGCCUCGAAGGAGACACCAUGAUUGCUUCACGAGCUGCUCUUCAGUCACACAAUCUUUAUUUUGCCCCACAAAAUAGGAGCGAGCAAAUCGUCGACGCCUUGUCGACGUACAGCAACAGCCCAGCCUUUCCCCCAGGAGAUCGAACCUUCAACGCAGAUUCUCAGAUCUGGAAAACACCAUCCACAGCUUCCAGUGCGAGCAGCAGCCUCGGUCUCUUCCUAUCGACAGAUCAUGGGAAUUUGGCACGACAUGUCUCGCAACGUUCUUAUGCAACUACCCAAAUGCAACAAAUGCCGAUUCAGGAGGCAAUGUCACAACCUCGAUCGCUUAAUAACAUUCCCAGCCUUCCUAGACAGUUGUCGAAUUUCAUGCAGAGUACCUGGCCAAGCAGCAUAUCAGAAUGGCAGGUCCCGCAUGUAGCUUCACCACCAUCACCUGUUGUGCUAUCAGCUGGACCUCGUCCGCAGCAGCAGAUGCUCACGUACAAACAGCCUAUGAUCGGUGCGCACACCUCUGGGCUAACUACUCUACUCGGUCUUCAUCCUAAUCCACUGUCAUCCGGACAAUUCAAUACUGCGGCAUCGUCCGUUUCAAGCAACUUCAGCCAGCAACCUGAUAUAUUGCACCCACCUUCUCUACCAGGCAGCUUUGACUCAACACAGCCCAGAAUCUUACCUCGAGACUUGACAGACAUCAUAAUGAUUGUCGACCAAGAUGAUUCAAUUGUCUGCACGAGCAAUUCGAUGCAAGCAUGCGCCGGCAUGCUGUCUGAUGCAAUCAACGGGACUUCAGAUCUGGGCGGCCGAGUGGGGUGGGAUCUUAAUACUAGCAAUCAUCUACAGACUAGAGCUUCAGACCUGUUCGCCAACGAGCAAGCCAUCAACUUCUGGCAGCAGGCGUGUCUUGAGAUCAGAUCGAAGCGGCAUCAACAACAUUUGCUUUCGCAACAGCAACAACUUGGUAGACCAAUGGACAUCAAGCGCUUUGUUCACUGCAGGAAGGAGCUUGUGCUUAGGCAGCGAAGUCAACAAAACGACGAUGACUUCAUCGAGUUGAUCGUAAUUGCAGCGCAGGAGCCUCAAGACACGCAGAAUGACUUCCUCAUGGUUCAGGUUAGGCCGUUUUCGAUCCCUACGGUAGCCUCAGUCUCCUCGCAUUCCCCGCUGGGCAGUAUUGAUGCACACUUGCGUGCUAUUCCAUCGUCAUCGACGCUGAGCGACACAAGUCGAAACACAGCUGCCGAAAAUGCUGAGCUGCGAUUGCUUGUUUCUCGGUACGGACUUAUCUUACGAACUACGUACCCCGCGAAAGCAUCAACUUCGCUCAGCUGCAGGGACGCGUCCGCGCGCAACGAGGAAGAGCGAACUCUACAUGCGCUCUUAGGAGAAGGAGCGACCUCGCCCGCCUUCGGGAAGAGCUUGGUCGAUGUGCCCAAACUUGCUCCGCUCCUGCAUGUCGUUGCCCAAGCUGCAGUUGUUGGCCUCGCCCAAACCGUCAAGCUUAACGUCUCUAGCAGACAAAUUACUGCCACUGUACAACCGGUACUGAGAGGUCAUCCACAAGAAUUUAGAAACAUGAAUCUACCAGCUGCAAAAGUGUGGAUCAGCCUGUCUGCACCUAGCAGGCACAAAAGACGCUCAAGCUCAGCAUUGACAACCGGUCUGUACAGUAGAGGGGCAGGCUCCUCUAGCCUGGCAGGUCUAACGCAAUCGACAGCGCAGCGACAGUCCGUUGCCCAAUAUCGACGCCACAGUGGGCAGACUUCCACGCAGGAUGGUCUUUUCCAGGUACCCGGCUGGCAUCCAAGUCAGAAAUCGAAGGCCAAUGCACAUACUCCCUUCCCAUGGCUCCACGCGCAAGUCGUGCCAAGCCAUGCGGCAUCGACUAGCAGUCUGCAAAUAAACACAGGUCGUUUGUCUCACGACUCGCCUCAUCAUAGCCAGACGAGUGAGUCAGAUGGGCUGACACCAGUCAAGGAUAGCCUUGGCCUGCUCAUGGCCGAACUCGAGGAAGAGAAUCGCGGUCUGAGACGUCAAAUCGAAGCACAUCGACGCAAGCGGCAUCUCGAUAAAGGCUGA